Molecule: messenger RNA, 2250 nt
Organism: Caenorhabditis bovis
Lineage: Eukaryota; Metazoa; Nematoda; Chromadorea; Rhabditida; Rhabditidae
Source: the annotation of a GenBank genome assembly
AUGCGUGGUUUGGUCAAGAUAGCAUUAACUGCGUUAGUCGGAAUAACGGUUAUAAUUGCUGCAAUUGUGUAUCAGAAUAAUAGUCGAAGGAAACCGGGAAGAAAAAUAAAAAGAAGAAAGACUUCGUCGAGUAGCGAAGGAAUUGAACAGUCAACGGACACGUCGAAGGCGACGGAAAAUAAGAAGAACAAGGAUGAAGCUCGAAAAAAGAAAAAGAAGACGGAGACGGCAAAGGAAUCGACAUCGCACCUUAUCGGAAGUCCUUCAGAAUCGGAUAUGCUUGACUUAAAGGGUCAAUCAUUGUCUUUCAAGCAGUGUGUUUAUGUGGAAGCUGGAACUGAAAAGAGCGAGAAAAACAGUUUGAAUCAAAAAAAUUCGACUGGCAAGUCUAUUAGAGCUGAUGGAUCCUCUAAAAUUGAACAGAAAACACCUUGCGAACCAAUGAUGGUUGGACACGAAAUGAAGCAUGAAUCUUCGUCAGUUGAGAAACCCGAUGAAGCUCCUAAAGCAGAAGAAAAGAAGCCCGACUCGCCGACACUUGAAGAGAAGAAGUCUGUGGAACCAAAUAAAGUAGCUGCGAAGGUUGAAGAGAACAAGAUCAGUGAAGUCAAAACCACUCAAAUUCCAUCACCAGCCACUGAACUUUCCAAAUCCGAGGAGAAUAAACCAGCCGAGCCAAUAAAUGUGGAAGAGAAGAAACCGGAAGACAAAAAACCUGAUGCGCAUCCGCCGGUCGUAGAAGCGCAAAAAGCAGAAGAACCACCUAAAAUGGAAGAGAAGAAAAUAGAAGGUAAAGCCAAUGAAGGCUCAAAGCCUGACGAGAAGAAACUCGAAGAUUCUGUGAGAAUGGAUAAAACGCAAACUGGUCCAGUUGAUGUUUCGAAAAACGAAGAACCAAAAAUUGAGGAAGUGAAAUCAGAUGUAACUCCCGAAGCACCGAAAGUCGAAGAGAAAAAAGCUGAAUUGCCGCCGCCGCCUGAAGCAGCUAAAGAAGAAAAGAAGAAUGUUGAAGCUGCUCCAGCAACUGAAGAGAAGAAGCUUGAAGUUCCAGCAUCAACUGCAGAAGCUCCGAAGGCAGAAGAAGCCCCUAAACUUGAAGAUAAGGCAAAUGAAGGCUCAAAGCCUGACGAGAAGAAACUCGAAGAUUCUGUGAGAAUGGAUAAAACGCAAACUGGUCAAGUUGAUGUUCCGAAAAACGAAGAACCAAAAAUUGAGGAAGUGAAAUCAGAUGUGACUCCCGAAGCACCGAAAGUCGAAGAGAAGAAAACUGAAUUGCCACCAACUGAAGCAGCUAAAGAUGAAGAGAAGAAUGUUGAAGCUGCACCAGCAACUGAAGAGAAGAAGCUUGAAGUUCCAGCAUCAACUGCAGAUGCUCCGAAGGCAGAAGAAGCCCCUAAACUUGAAGAUAAGGCAAAUGAAGGCUCAAAGCCUGACGAGAAGAAACUCGAAGAUUCUGUGAGAAUGGAUAAAACGCAAACUGGUCAAGUUGAUGUUCCGAAAAACGAAGAACCAAAAAUUGAGGAAGUGAAAUCAGAUGUGACUCCCGAAGCACCGAAAGUCGAAGAGAAGAAAACUGAAUUGCCACCAACUGAAGCAGCUAAAGAUGAAAAGAAGAAUGUUGAAGCUGCUCCAGCAACAGAAGAAAAGAAGCUUGAAGUUCAAGCAUCAACUGCAGAUGCUCCGAAGGCAGAAGAAGCUCCAAAGCUUGAAGAGAAGAAACUAGAAGAUAAGGCAAAUGAAGUCUCAAAGCCUGACGAGAAGAAACUCGAAGAUUCUGUGAGAAUGGAUAAAACGCAAACUGGUCCAGUUGAUGUUUCGAAAAACGAAGAAAAGGAAGUGAAAUCAGAAGUGACUUCAGAAGCGCCGAAAGUCGAAGAGAAAAAAACUGAAUUGCCUACAGAAGCUCCUAAAACGGAACAACAACCAAAAGUUGAAGAUAAAAAAAUGGAAGUAGUCGAAAUUUCAAAGACUGAAGAAGAGAAGUCGGAUGAUGGAAAAAAGGGGAAGUCGAGUGAAAAAGGAAUUUCGUCCGAAACAUCAGUGACACCAUCGACAGCGAAACCAAUGGGAUCUCCGAGGCCCUCGAUUGGGACUAUUGAGGACGGAAGAUCGAGUAAGACAAAAUUGUGCCGAUGCCGAAAUAAGAACCAUGGAGACACAAUUCCUGAUGAGAAGCUGCCCAAAUUUGACGAAAAUGCCAAACCGAAAGUCUCGCCAACUAGGGUGAUUUUUUUGGAUGAUGAUCUCUAG